AAGCUCAAUCAUGUAUCGAUUACCCAAAUCCUACAAAUCCUUGCGAACAGGUAGCUGUAAAAUGUCCACCUACUGAUAAAAUUCCUACAAAUCCUUGUGAGCAUUUACAUACUAUUACAAAUAAUGAUGUUUAUAUUAAACGUCAAACCACCAAUUUCUUUCAAGUAUAUCAUAUUUGUUCUUCUACGGCAGCCUUGUAUGAUAAGAUCACAAGGCGCUAUCCUCAAGCUCUUGUAAAACAAUUUCCCUUAAACAUACAUCCUGGGUAUAAUGAUUUCGAUAUUAUUGCAAGUUUUAAUACAGAUACCACUGGUCUUACUCCUACUGCCGAUUUCUCAAACAACAAAUUUGUAGGAUUUACGGAACGUAUAUUUGAUAGAUAUGUAAAGUUCAUACAGAUCAUACCAAAUAAG
Molecule: messenger RNA, 413 nt
Organism: Diversispora eburnea
Lineage: Eukaryota; Fungi; Glomeromycota; Glomeromycetes; Diversisporales; Diversisporaceae
Source: the annotation of a GenBank genome assembly